This is a messenger RNA of Acanthosepion pharaonis, 1620 nucleotides long. NCBI's taxonomy places the organism in Eukaryota, Metazoa, Mollusca, Cephalopoda, Sepiida, Sepiidae. The record is from the annotation of a GenBank genome assembly.
AUGCGUUGUCAAGGAUACCAACGGACGACAUUUGCACUGCCAAGGUUUCAUUUAUCACGCACCUUCUCAUCGAAGAAACUGUCAAGCGAGAAGAGAGGAUUGGCGGGAAAUCGCAACAGGACCCUACUUCCUCUCAGUCGGGACAGGACCCAACCUCUCCUCUCAGUCCCGACAAGACUCAACCUUCUCUCUGUCCGAGAGUUGCUAACUUAUCCUCUAUGUGAAGCCAGGACCCAAACUCAUUUUUCAGUUCGGACAGGACCCGAAACCUCCUUAAAGUCCGGAAAGGACCCAAUCUCCUCUCAGUUCGGACCAGACACAACCUCCCCUCUCAAUCCCGACAGUUUGGACAGGACCCAAUAUCUUCUCUCAAUGCGGACAGAAUCCAACCUCCUCUCUGCUGAAACAGGAGCAAACUCACCUCUUACAUCUGACAGGACUUUUCAGUUCGGACAGGACACAACCUCUUCUGUCAGACUCAGCCAGGACCCAAUCCUUCCUCUCAGUUCGGGCAGAAUUCAAUAUCCACUCAAUCAGGACAUAACCCAACAUCAUCUUAGUUGGGAGAGAAUACAAGCUCCUCUCAGCACGGACAGGACCGAAAUACUCCUCUCAGAUUGGACAGGAACCUACAUCCUCUCAGUUCGAACAGAACCCAACUUCCUCUCAGCUCGGUCAUGGAUCCAACCUGUCCUUUCAUUCAUCCUGGAUAAGACGUUAAACUACAUCCGCGUCCGGGGUAGGCCAACCUCUCCUCUCAGUCCGGACAGGAAUCAACCUCUACUCUGUACGGACAUAACCCAAUCUGUUUUCCGUUCGGACAGGACCCGAACUCCUCACUGUUUGGACAGAAGCAAACUCUCCCCUAAACAAAAUCCAAAAUCUGCUCUCAAUUCGAACAGGACGCAAUCUCAUCGCAUUCCGGGCAGGACCCAACCUCUCCUCCCUAUUCGGAAAGGUCUCAACCUCUCCUAUCUGUUCGGAGAGGACCGUACCUACUCUCAGUUUGGACAGCAGACAACCUCCUCGCAGUCCGGACAGGACCCAACCUUCUCUCAGUACGAAAUAGUAUCCCACAUCCUCUCAUUCCGGCCAGGACCCACCAUCUUCUCUCAUUCUGGACAGGACCCAACCCCUUCCCAGAUCGCACAGGACCCAACCUUCGCUCAGUCAAGACAGGGCACACACUCUCCUUUCAGUUCAGACAGGACCCAACCUCCUCCUCGGCGUGCAAUAAAGUCACAAAGUGAUGACAUUAUCUAUCUAUCUAUCUAUCUAUCUAUCUAUCUAUCUAUCUAUCUAAUAUUUUCAUUAUCUAUCUAUCUAUCUAUCUAUCUAUCUAUCUAUCUAUCUAUCUAUCUAAUAUUUUCAUUAUCUAUUUUAAUAUUUUCAUAUCUAUCUAUCUAUCUAUCUAUCUAUCUAAAGCUUUCUCAGAACAACAAUUCGACGAGAAUAUUGACGGAGGUUUUCAAUUCUCUCGCUCAUUACCUUGUGCAGUUGAGUCUUAAAUGGUCAGCAUCUAAUCACCAUUUCCUUUCUUCUCUCAAAGAUAUUUACACACAGUCAAUAAAGCCAGCCAAUAUUUUCUCGCCUUCUCUCUCGUUUUCCUUGAUCGAUUGA